ACGUACGUUUAUCAGCAAUGACGAUUGAAAUUGCAAAAAUUCUGGAUUAACUAAGAUAAUUAACUUUUCGAAUUCAGUAUAUAUACUGGCAAGGCUUAAUACUUGCAUUCAAUUUAGUCCGUUCAUUCUAAUUGACUAAUCAACGAUGAAAACUGCACUCGCAUUCGCCCUGCUAACGGUUUGUGUGGCCCUGAGCGCUGGCCAAUCCCAAUCGCAUGGAAACGGCCAACCGGACUGCAAUGAUCCAAUCCAUUUCACCCGUUUGUGGCGAAAUAACUGGGAUCCCAAUUCUCAUUUUCGGUGUGAUACUGCAGGAGUUCCUGCUACAUUAGUUCGUUGCCAAGCCGCUUUCAUUGAACAAGAGCAAAGAUGUGGCAGUUGGGAAGAAUGGCAAUGGCGCACUCCCUUUGACCCACCACAUCACAACUAAAUCGUCUUUGGAUUUGGAUUUUUUUCUGCUAAGUGGAUGAUACGACCCAACUUUCGUUGAAAUAAAUUUUUACAAACAAUCUGAGUAGA
Bradysia coprophila is the source of this 519-nucleotide messenger RNA. RefSeq lists its product as uncharacterized. The record is from RefSeq and is a predicted model, not a curated record. NCBI's taxonomy places the organism in Eukaryota, Metazoa, Arthropoda, Insecta, Diptera, Sciaridae.